Messenger RNA from Pediculus humanus corporis (human body louse), 231 nucleotides. RefSeq lists its product as uncharacterized. NCBI's taxonomy places the organism in Eukaryota, Metazoa, Arthropoda, Insecta, Psocodea, Pediculidae. Bases 1 to 231 code for a protein of 76 amino acids. The record is from RefSeq and is a predicted model, not a curated record. The transcript is spliced from 3 exons.
AUGAGCGCAACUGGUGGAGCUGAUAGUGAUGCUGCAGUCGAAGAAGAAGAUCAAGGAGAUGAGGAAAAAGAAGGUGGAAUCGGUGGGGUGUCUAAUAAAGCGGUGAAAGGAGCUAAAACAUUAGGAAACUUUUUAUUUUCCGCUGUGAACAAAGCCGGUGAAACAGUUUCGAAAGCUGGAGCCAAAAUCAAAAAAACAGUCGAAGAAAAUGUAAGUCAAUUACGACCGUAA